AUGGCGGUCGCAGCCUCAACAGUCAACCGACUCAACCUCACUCCGCUGUCCAAAGCCGAUGAAAACUACCAUAGACCAACUGACCUCAGAGCUUUCGAUGACACCAAAGCCGGCGUCAAAGGCUUAGUCGACGCCGGAAUCACCGAAAUUCCUCGUAUCUUUUACCGCCCACCACCCGAGAAUUAUGACUCCGACAAUAUUUCCCCCGAAACCCAAGUCCAAAUACCAGUGAUAGACCUCGACCAAAUCAACAAAAAUCCACUCAAACGCAAAGACACCAUCGACAGAGUCAGAGAAGCGUCAGAGAAAUUGGGUUUUUUCCAACUGAUUAACCAUGGGAUUCCGACGAACGUUCUUGAGGAGAUGAAAGAUGCAGUUCGAAGAUUUAACGAACAAGAAACUGAAUCCAAGAAACAAUAUUACACUCGCGACCCCACCAAACCUUUGAUUUACAAUAGUAAUUUCGAUCUGUACUCUGCAGCCAUCACCAAUUGGAGGGAUAGCUUUGGCUAUAUCAGUGCCCCAAGUCCCCACAAUCCCCAAGACCUGCCGGAAAUUUGCAGGGAUGUUCUUGUGGAUUAUUCAAAACGAGUAAUGGAGAUUGGGAAUUUACUGUUUGAAUUGCUGUCGGAAGCUCUAGGUUUGAAUCCAAAUUAUUUGAAAGAUAUAGACUGCAAUGAAGGACUUGCACUUGUAUGCCACUAUUACCCACCAUGCCCACAGCCGAAUUUAGCCAUCGGCACAUCAGAGCACACCGACAGUGACUUUAUCACUGUGCUAUUGCAAGACCAUAUCGGCGGCCUUCAGAUUCGGUAUGAGGACAACUGGGUCGACGUGCCCCCGGUCGCUGGAGCUUUAGUGGUGAACAUCGGAGAUCUUAUGCAGCUAAUAACAAAUGACAAAUUCAAAAGCGUUAAGCACAGAGUUCUUGCAAACAAGGAGGGUCCGAGAGUAUCAGUGGCAGGGGUUUUUUCCACGCUUCAUUUUCCGACCUCCAAAUUGUAUAGACCUAUCAAGGAGUUGAUAUCGGAAGAAAAUCCUGCAAUAUACAGAGAAACCACCAUCAGAGACUUCCAUAUUCAGUUCCGAGCCGAUGGCCUUGGAACUUCUACUCUGCAGCAUUUCAAACUGAGUCAAGCAGGUGCUUAAUUUGUUGUUAACAGAGGGAAGUAAAGAGAACAGAGUUGUUGAUUCUGUGUGUUAUCAGUUUUGAUUGAGAACUUGUGAUCAUGACCUGCACAAUCCUAUAGCUUUAAACUGAAACUUGUUCUAUGGUGUACGUUGUUGUCGAUGUAAGAUUGUUAGAUGAAAUGGGCAUAAUUAAUAAAAUUGGUGUGUUAGAAAUA
This is a messenger RNA of Cucumis melo (muskmelon), 1346 nucleotides long. RefSeq names its product 1-aminocyclopropane-1-carboxylate oxidase homolog 1-like. The transcript has 2 exons. The coding region runs from base 1 to 1149 and encodes 382 amino acids. The record is from RefSeq and is a predicted model, not a curated record. Lineage: Eukaryota; Viridiplantae; Streptophyta; Magnoliopsida; Cucurbitales; Cucurbitaceae.